AAUGACAGCUUUGACAUUCCUUUUGAUUGGUCCACAAUUUUUAUAUCGCAGUCUCGCGGAUAAAAAUGGCCGUAGUGUUGACUUCUUGUCGUGGUUAGUUGGUGAUACUUUUUUCGUAAAUCUUUACUAGAUUUUUUAUCAAAGAACAUAAGAGACUUUUUUCGCAAUAGUGUUGAGUAACUGUUCGAUUGAGUGUGACAAUGUCUAAUGGUACAAGUCCGAGUGUGUUGAGUUUCUUGAGACAGUACAGGUUCCAGAGGAAACCGAAUGGUCCUGGGGCUAGUUCUAGCAGUCCGGUGACAGUUACCUCGGCGCCUUCCAGUUCCCAAAUGAAUAACCAAAACAGAAUAAGGAUGGCAGCGCCAAACACAGUGGUGGUUAGAAACGGGCCGGUGGUAUACAAACGGAUAAGACUGCCAGACUCGGAUUCUGAUGAUGCAGCAUCUCCAGCCAAGAAGCCGGCUCAUGUUGAACUCACAACUGCUGUCAAAGAGAGAAGAUUUACUAAUAUGCUACAAAUGUUUCCUGAUAUAUCUCCCUAUUUCGUAAAAACAACCUUAGCAAAACACGGAUGGAAUGAAGAGCGUUCUAGAGACGAGCUAUUAAAACAUGACCCUGAGAGCAACGACAAGGGUUCCACAUCUACUUUCUUUGGGUCCAACCCCAGUGUGUCUGGGACUGCCCAGAGACCUUACACUAAUAUGGGCAUAGUUAGGGUCACCAGUGGGCCUAAGACCACUGUUGUGGUGAGGAAAGCCUUAGAGGGUAAAGGCGGGAGGGUCAGAAGGGGUAGCAGCGGCAGUGAGGAUGAUGACUACGGAGUUAAGAAAGGAAAAGAUGAUAGGGUUUAUGACAGUGAGGAUUCAGACAAUGAGAUAACGGAUGACCUGAUAGGUGACAAAAAGAAGGUGUUUGAGUUCUUAAACAACAGCAAUAUGAAUGAGCUGUCGUUACUCAGCGGAUGUUCCCAGAAGAAGGCUGAGGCUAUCAUGUCUUUGAGGCCUUUUAAAGGCUGGCUAGAUAUGGUAGAAAAAUUCAACAGCAACAAAUCUCUAAGUACGGAACUGUUGAAUUCUACACAAGAGCUACUGACCACCAGGAACAACAUACAGCGGCUGAUGAAGAAGUGCGUAGGGUUAGCGCAGCAGCUGGAGUCGGCCGUAGACGCCGGAGCCGGGCGGCUGAAGCAGCCAGCUAUACUGGACGAUAGCCUAACCCUAGCCCCUUACCAGCUAGUAGGCCUCAACUGGCUAGCAGUUCUCCACAAGCAAGGCGUCUCCGGUAUAUUAGCUGAUGAGAUGGGGCUCGGCAAGACGGUGCAGGUCAUCGCCUUCCUGGCACAUCUGAAGGAGACCGGACAGGCUAGGGGAACUCAUCUCAUUGUGGUGCCUGCUUCUACUCUUGACAACUGGAGCAGCGAGCUAGCCCGCUGGUGUCCCGCCCUCCGAGUCAGCAAGUACUACGGACACCCUGAGGAGCGGCGCCAGCUGCGCAUACACUACUCGCGCGGACUCGACGACAUCGACGUCGUGCUCACCACCUACACAAUGGUGAACAGUUGUCCGGAAGAGCGCAAGAUGUUCCGCGUGACGCCGAUGCACUACGUCAUAUACGACGAGGCGCAUAUGCUCAAGAACAUGUCCACGCAGCGGUAUGAUAACCUGCUUAAAAUUAAGUCUAAACACCGUCUCCUGCUAACGGGAACGCCGCUACAGAACAACCUGCUGGAACUGAUGUCGCUGCUGUGCUUCGUCAUGCCACACAUGUUCUCCGGCAAGACGGACGACCUCAAGAGUUUGUUCCAGAAGAAUUCUAAAUCAAAAACAACAAAGAAGGCAGAAGGAAAAGAAGACGACGAGCUGCCCUUCGAACAGAGUCAGAUAACCCAAGCUAAACGCAUCAUGAAACCGUUUGUGUUGCGUCGGUUAAAACGAGACGUGUUACAAGACUUGCCUAAGAAGACUAACCAUAGGGAACUCUGUGCUAUGUCCGAGAGACAGGGCAUGUUGUAUAAGGAUCUCAUUGCUGGGUUUGCGGCUAAGGAUGGAACGAUCCGUGCAACUACAGAACAGUCUGGCAUGGCUAUGAUGAUGGACAUGCGGAAGUUGGCCAACCAUCCUCUACUCCUCCGCUACCACUACAUAGACACCACUGUCCGGCAGAUAGCAUCCCGUCUGGCUAAAGACUCUAAAUACAAGGAGAACAACGAACAGUAUGCCUGGGAGGACCUCAUGUGUCUGUCUGACUUCCAGAUACAUCAGCUUACCUUGCAGCACGAUUGUAUCCGCUCCUUCGGUCUGCCGGACCACCUCAUCCUGGACUCAGGCAAGUUCCAGAAGUUGGACGAGAUGCUUCCUCGGCUGAAGGCUGGUGGCCACCGGGUGCUGAUCUUCAGCCAGUUCACCAUGAUGCUGGACAUCUUGGAGCCCUACCUCACUAUCAGACGUCACCGGUACCUGAGGCUGGACGGCAGUACGGCUGUUACUGAUAGACAAGAGCUAAUAGACCAGUACAACAACGAGGAUAUCUUCGUGUUCCUGCUGUCUACGAAGGCAGGCGGGCUGGGCAUCAACCUGACUGCGGCCGACACCGUCAUCAUACACGAUAUCGACUUCAACCCUUAUAAUGAUAAACAGGCCGAGGAUAGAUGUCACAGAAUGGGCCAAACUCGUCCCGUAACGAUCUACCGUCUGCUGAGCUGCGGUACCAUCGAGGAGGGAAUAUAUCAGGUGGCGCAGGAGAAACUCACGCUAGAGAAACAUGUCACUGGUGUUGAUGAAAACGACAAAGCGGAACAGAAGAACGUCGUCCGGUUAUUAUCAGCUGCUCUCGGCCUCACUUCACCAAGCAAAUGAUUACCGACCAACCCGUAAUCGCCCAGGACUAAACUAUGACCAAUAGCCAAGUGACAACAUUUGUGCAAACAUUGGCCAAUGUUCCCGGUUAUGUGAAGUGCGCUGUGAAUUGUUAAUCAAAAACGAGUGAUACAAUUAAUACAAGCUUACAUAGAUUAAAAAAUAUUUUCGAUACACAAAAUCAGUUUCUUGUUCAUUAAAAUGUAAAGAACCGGUGAGAUUUCGUCAUUAUUAUAUUGCCACCCACUGCCUUAUAAAUAUGUCAAUAAACAACAUAAAUAUAAUAUUAUAUUAAGGGCCGAUUUUUCAAUCAUUAGUUGACUUCUAUCUGUGGAAUAAGUAUGGCGGUAUGACAUAUUUUUAUACAAAAGUUGAUAAAACGUCAAAACAUUCUUCAGAGAAAAGUUAUCUGGUGAUUGAAAAAUCGGUACUAAAACCAAUGUAUUAUAUAGAAGCUAGCUGUAGACUCAGAAUUGCAAUAUAUAACUUAUCAACAAAAUAUGUACUGGUAUUUAGAAUUUGUAACCUUGGCCCAUAAUGAGAUUUUUAUAACAUACCCAGAUAGCAUUUAGAGAUUAGUGGAAAGCAGGAAAGUAUAUCCAAAUUAAAAGUAUUGAAUUUGAAUCCAUGACUGCUGAUUAAAAAUUAUACAGUGUCUGAUUCCAUAGCUGAGUUUGGCUGAUCAUAAUUUGGGUUAACUUCAGCUUUGAUGAAAUAAAUUAAUUUAUAAUGAUUUUCUUCUUUGAAUAAUUGAAUUAUGAAAUCCGAGGAUCGGUUACGAUGUCUGCACUUGUAGUAAAUAAAUUAAUUUAAGUAGGAUUGCAAUGUAUAGGGUGGUUGGUAAUUAGUGACUCAUACUUGAAUACGCGAUUCUCCUUUAAAUAGCUUUGAACUUGGCCCGAAUUUUCAGAUAGCUGUUUUGCUAUUGUGAUUAAACUAAUGAUUUAUUAAUAAAGUCUAUAAGGAAAGUUAUUUGUAAUCAAGAGUAGAAUCAAUUACCAGCCAUUCUACAUAUUUACUUUUUUAAUUUAGUUAAAAUAAAACACAUGAAACUCUUAGAUUGCUUUGUAUAAAAAAUGGGUUAGAUAUUAUUGAAGCUAUGGUUGAUUCACCUCUGUUCACUAUUAUUGUGUAACUAAAUAAAAUGUAUGUGUGAGUUUAAGAAGUAAACGCGUUAUUUAUUUGUAUUGUAUCGCCUGCCACGUAUAUUGCAGUAUUUAUACAUAAGUAUGUUGAUUGUCGUUUAUAUUGCUGGGCUGAAGAGAAAUAACUCUUGUAAUUUUUUUUUAUAAAGACGUCAGGACGUUGACCUACUUAAAUCUGUCAAAUUUCUUCAAUAGAUUUUCAAUCCUAUCACAAUAGUGGAAGGUUAAUGUUCUAUUGGUAAAAUAUGACAAGAUUUGGGUAGGUUGACCUGCUAGCGUUUUCUAGAAUAUGCUGAUGUAUUAGCUAACAUCGCAUGAAGGUGUUUACUGUAAAAAAUUAACACUGAAACUGAGCUGUUUUUAUGACGGAUUCAAGACUAUUUUAAGCUCUAUAGCGUGAAGAUAAAGUUCAAUUCAGGUCAGUGUAACAAUAUAAACGAUUAUAUCAAUCUCGAAGCGCCCACAGAUUAGUAUAUAAAAAUAUUAUUUACUAAAUACAAUGUGACUUACUGCUUUGUACUGACAUAUUCUAGGUAAUACGGCUAGAUCUAAGAUGGCGUAUUUAUAAAUUAAAUAUAAAUAACAAAUCUGGUUUUGUUGUCUGUGUGUCAUGGUCAUGAUUUUGGGGAGUGCUUUAAACUACUUAAUGAAUUAUUUGUCAUUUUUGCCAGAAUGAAAUUAUAUAAAAAACACAUUGUGUUUUGGGAAUUAUUUAAGGAGAAAAGAAAGGAAAACAACAUAAUCUGCGUAUCUUUACGUUAAUUAAUUCAUAUAAAUACAUAACUGAGUCUGUAUAUAAAUAAUAUAAUAUUCCAUAUAUAUCAACGAAGAGGCCCUUUUCCCUGAAACAUGAAACACAAACAUGAAAACCGAACAAAAAAUUGUAAAAAAAGUAUACGCGAAUUAACUUGUACCUAUUAGAUAAAUGUAAACUAUGGAUUAGUUUAAUACACUCGUAAUUAUGGUCAUGUAAAGUUAAAUGUUAUAUUUGGUAAGCUUUAGCAUUCUUACAGCCAGUUUCUUCAUCAAAAGUAAAAGUAAUGUCUAAAGUAAAAGUAACGGUCAAAUUCGUUUUUUCAAGGCUAAAGUAACAGCAAAACUAAUAGAAAAAACGAAUUUGACAGUUACUUUUACUUGGAUUUUACUUUGGCUUUUACUUUUGAUGAAGAAACUGGCUGUUAGUAAAAUAAAUUUUAGUGGGAAAACUUUUUUACGUCGUUGUUUCGGGAAGAGUCAGGUGAUUAGACUAGCUUUUGCCUGUGUCUUCACUUGCAUUGAUUUUGGCCCUAGCAUGUAGCUCUUACUCAACUGCUACUGAAAUUUGUUGAAUUCUAGUAAUUAUUAUCUUUUGUAGAAAAUUAAUUAGUAGAUUUAUGAAAAGUAUGGUUUUGAAAUUCGAUAUCCUUUCUGUAUAAAAACUGGUAACUCUACUCUUGACAAACAGUCACAAAUUAGAAACAGACGGAAAAACGUCCGAGCAUAUAUUAAUUUUAUUGCGUGGUACAUAAAGUACAGUUUUGAUCGUUCAUAAAGAGCCUUAACAGCUUAUUUUGAAUUGGUCAAAACUAUGCUUUAUGCCCUUCACAUUUAAGCAUACAUUAAAUUGAUAUAGAAGAUAGAAGUGAGCAAUUUGCUUGGCCGUUAUUUAUACAUCUAUCAAGUUGCUAUUGUUGCACACCAUAACUCUAAUUUUCAAAAACAAACGUCCUAAGACCGAAAUAUCUAAUACAUGCCAAAUUGGUCAUAUUGUACCUCUCCCCACCAUCUCUAAAAUCUUAAAGUAGACCCAGAAGAAGAAAGUCUAUUGAAAAAGUUAAGAGCCCACCAAAUGGGAAACACGAAAAAUGUAUUUCUUUUCUCUCAUCUAUUUCUAUGAUUCGGUGGUAAAAUUGAUAAUUUCUGAAGUGACCUACAGCCUACAGCCAAUAUUUGGGUUUUCUAAGGCCAAAGUAUUAAUAAUUGUACUCAUUUGCAAUACGUGUAUCUUGUGGAUAACGUUUUAUUUUGCUUUGUAACGUGGUCUGCUCCCAUUAACAUGUGGUCUAAAAAAUUAUGUUGAUUUAAAACUAUAUUAUGUACUUCAACCAGGCCUCCGUCACUCCAUGUACUUGCGCGCUAUAAGUGCCUACCGCCCAGCCGAGCGGUCUCGGUCCGCCGGCGGAUCAAAUUCAGUUGCGGUUUUCACAAGCGAAGCGCGCGCACGCCGUUCAAUUUUUAACCGACUUCUAAUAGUGCUGUUCGUUCGUACGCGCAUUACGAUGCCGUGUGGUGCCUUAUGUGCUGUAACUUUAAAGAUUUUUUUAUUUUACCUACACACUGAUGUAUAUAAUUAUGUUUUAUCUAGGUUUCUUCUACAGUCAGCACCAAUAGGUAUAUAAAACAAAACAAACUUACAAAAAUAAUAAAACAAACUUUAAAAAAAGAGAACCGACUUCAAAACACUAAACCGUAAGAAAUAAUUUAUUUUUUGAUGUCGGUGCUUUUUCGAUUCGUAAUUACCAGCUGUUAGCACCAACAUAAUUACCAGCUGUUAGCACCAACAUAAAAAAAAAAACAAAUUAUUUCUUACGGCUUUGUGCCUUGUUUGAAGUCGGUUCUCUUUUUUUAAGGCUUUUUUUUUUCAUUUCUAGUGAACAUCUCCGAAGAUCAUCAUCAAACUAAGAAGUAUUAUACUUAUUUUAAAACGUUCUCCUAAAUGUAACAAAUCCUUUUCUCAAAAUCGCAUCGAUAUCGAUUUAGCCAAACGCGAGAAUAUCGCGCACAAACAUACAUACCUACAAACCAUACAAGUCAAACUUCUCAGUUUGGCCUGUACCUAUGUCUAAUCACCUCCUUUUUUUUUAAGUUGGUUAAAUAUUUUAUAAAUGAUAAAAUUUUUAACUGCCACAUAAAAGUCAGAACAUAUUCACAGUUCUCAAUAACAUAGAUAAAAAGUUAUGUUAAUUUAAUUUUACCGAAGAGGCAGCCCUGCGAUUACUGUGGAAUCGCGCGGUGCGAAGCAAUCACUGCUGUACGCUUGAGCAUUUAGGCGCAUUUUAGCAUACAGUGGUUGCUGACGCGAAGGAGUAGGCAAUUAUCGUAAUAGGUAUUGGAAGUUUUCUACUGAGUGAAGUAUCUGUAGUAAUCUGUGCUUCAACUAUUAAAGCUAUCUAUCCAUGAAAUAAGUUGACAUGAGUGUAGUUGUCGCCAAUCUUUUUGUCAUAAUAGAACACUGCGCGCUUUCCAGUAUGACGAGACAAAUAAAAUUAUUGGAACAAAAAUAAAUUAGCAAAAUAAAACAUUAUUCAACAUUGCAAUCUUGUGAGUUAGAUGAUUUAAUUAGUUAUUUAUUCCUUUUUUAGAUCAAUUUUUCGUUUUUAAGUAGUAAGUUUUUAGUUUAAUUCUAGAGUAGUUAACAUUCCUUAGUAAAAUACAUAAGUUUAUUUAA
This is a messenger RNA of Helicoverpa armigera (cotton bollworm), 7427 nucleotides long. RefSeq names its product SWI/SNF-related matrix-associated actin-dependent regulator of chromatin subfamily A containing DEAD/H box 1 homolog (gene Etl1). The record is from RefSeq and is a predicted model, not a curated record. Gene Ontology annotation, cellular component: nucleus. The transcript has 15 exons. Gene Ontology annotation, molecular function: ATP binding; chromatin binding; ATP-dependent chromatin remodeler activity. NCBI's taxonomy places the organism in Eukaryota, Metazoa, Arthropoda, Insecta, Lepidoptera, Noctuidae. The coding region runs from base 201 to 2855 and encodes 884 amino acids.